AUGAGCGCAUUAAAUAGCAACCAUCCACCCAACAUCUUCCGGUUGCUCGACCGGGUCGUCACAUUGGCAACACCAAGUGUUACCCCAUCGACCACGGAGGGAUACCACCGUUGUGAUAGGAUAAUAUACGACGAACUCCAACCCCGCAAAUUCGGAGUCGUAGCGCUGCAGGAACUUUGCUGGACAGGACAGAAGGUAUUAAAAAGCGGGCAUCGUGCGGCUACCUUCUACCAGAGUUGUGGCACAACCAACGAGCUUGGAACUGACUUUGUAGUGCUGGGUAAGAUGCGCCAACGCGUAAUCGGCUGGCUGCCGACCAACGCAAGGAUAAGUAGACUGAGGAUCAAGGGCCGUUUCUUCAACUACAGUAUCAUCAACGUGCAUUGCCCACACGAAGGAAGACCCGACGACGAAAAAGAAUCGUUCUACGCGCAGCUGGAGCAAGUGUAUGACAGCUGCCCACAAAGGGACGUGAAAAUUGUCAUCGGAGACGUGAAUGCUCAAGUAGGGCGAGAGAAUUUUUAG
Messenger RNA from Toxorhynchites rutilus septentrionalis, 525 nucleotides. RefSeq lists its product as uncharacterized. Bases 1 to 525 code for a protein of 174 amino acids. The transcript has 2 exons. Lineage: Eukaryota; Metazoa; Arthropoda; Insecta; Diptera; Culicidae. The record is from RefSeq and is a predicted model, not a curated record.